Molecule: messenger RNA, 1842 nt
Organism: Aethina tumida (small hive beetle)
Lineage: Eukaryota; Metazoa; Arthropoda; Insecta; Coleoptera; Nitidulidae
Product: glucose-6-phosphate isomerase-like
Exons: 1
Coding region: 1-1842 (613 amino acids)
Biological process (GO): gluconeogenesis; glycolytic process; glucose 6-phosphate metabolic process
Cellular component (GO): cytosol
Molecular function (GO): carbohydrate derivative binding; glucose-6-phosphate isomerase activity; monosaccharide binding
Source: RefSeq, a predicted model, not a curated record
AUGGAUGAAUUUACGCCCGAGUGCCUGAAAACGGGCCCCAAAUGCCGCAUACGGCUGCUGGAGGAAGGAGUGUCCGAAUCGGAUCUACCGGCCCUCAAAAAAUCAACAAAAUCAUCCUUGCCGGGGACCGCACAUCUCCCCACCGAAGUGAAACGAUCCACAGUGGACCACCACCGGUUGCUGAACACCGAACCCAUUUGGCGGCAGCUCGAGUCGCACUACGACUCCAUUCGCAAGACGUGCGUGAUCAAGAACCUGUUCGACGAGGACCCGCACCGUUUCAAGGAGUUCAGCGUCACCCUCAACACGCCCCACGACGGUCCCAUACUGGUGGACUAUUCGAAGAACCGUCUGGACGAGGAGGCGAUGCAACUGCUCAUCGAUCUGGCCAACGUGAGGGGCAUCGUUAGGGCGAGACAAGCCCUGUUCAAGGGCGAACGCGUCAACGUCACGGAACACCGUCCGGUGCUGCACACGGCGUGGCGCUCCCGUACCACCGAGCCGGUCAUGGUGGCCGGCAUGAAUGUGCGGACGCAGAUGCUCAGUCUCUUGGAUAAAAUGGAGAAGUUCACCGGUGCGGUUCUUGGGGGUAAAUGGGUGGGUUUCACGGGGAAGAAGAUCACGCAUGUGUGCGUUAUUGGGGAGGGCACGUCUGAGUUCGGGACCAAGAUGGUGGUGCAGGCGUUGAAGGCUUUCAGCCGAGGGUUGGACAUUCGGUUCAUUCUCAACGUGGACAAUAACGCUUUCGUAGAAAGCACCAAUGGGGUCCAUCCCCAUUCGGUUUUGUUUAUAAUAGUCUCGAGAUCGUUCCUCUCCAAAGGCACCAUUAAAGUUGCCAAUAUGGCCAAACAGUGGUUCUUGUCGUCCACCAAUAAGGCGGAACACAUUAAAAAGCACUUCGUAGCAGUGAGUGCGAAUAAGAUGAAAGUGACGGAGUUCGGCAUAGAUCCAGAUUACAUGUUCGAGUAUUACGACUGGAUAAACGGACGAUAUGCCGUGUGGUCGGGGGCGGGAAUAUCCAUCUCCUUAGCCGUCGGCUUCGACAAUUAUCUGCAGCUGAUGGACGGUGCUCAUUUCUUAGACGAACACUUCUUAUCUGCCCCACUUGAAAAGAACAUACCCGUGAUCUUGGCCGUGAUCUCCAUCUGGUACAUCAACUUUUUCGGGGUGCAAGCCCAGGCCAUCAUGCCGUACGACGAAUCGUUGUCCUUCUUCUUGCCCUACGUUAGACAGUUGGACAUGAGCAGCAACGGAAAGUUCGUCACAGCUUCCGGCAGCAUCGUCAAUUACAACACAGGCCUGAUUGUGUUCGGUGGUGUUGGUGCGACGUGCGAGAACAGCUUUCAUCAGCACUUCCACCAAGGCACGAAAAUAACGCCUUGCGACCUGUUAGCGGCGGUUCAGUCGACGCAGAAACAGUUCCUCGCCUCGCAUCAGAACAAUCUGAUGACGCACUUCGUGGCUCAGUCUAAGGCCUUCAUGAACGGCAGACCGAUGGAGAGGGUGGAGACGGAGAUGAUGCAGUCCGGAUUGGAUGCGGAAUACGUGCAGCGUUUGCUUCCCCAUAAGGUUUGUCUCGGUAACAAACCGUCGAACAGUAUCUUGUUCAGGAAGUUGACUCCCUUUUGUCUGGGUGCUUUGAUGGCUAUGUAUGAGAUGAAGAUCUUUGUCCAGGGGACGAUUUGGGAUAUCAACACUUUCGAUUGUUGGAGCACGGAGUUGAACCAGUUCUAUCACGACGUCGUCCUGGAAGAAUUGAUCAACGAUAAAGAUUCUAAUAAGUUCGAUUCGUCUACCAACGCUCUAAUUAAUUUUGUCAAAGCCAAUCGAAAAAAAAUCUGA